Molecule: messenger RNA, 1929 nt
Organism: Osmia lignaria (orchard mason bee)
Lineage: Eukaryota; Metazoa; Arthropoda; Insecta; Hymenoptera; Megachilidae
Source: RefSeq, a predicted model, not a curated record
AUGGGUGCGGAACAAGCCAAGAGCCUAAGCCAGCUCAUUUCAACGGCCUUAGAAACUAGGAACGCUGUGCUAAACCUCACCGAGCCGGGCAGCCUCGGUGACUGCAUGCUAGUCCACCAGCCUGGUGAGUUCAUCACCGCACGAGUGAGGACUUUGGAGUCGCUAAGCGAAGAUCAAACAAAGUCGGUGCAGCCGAAGCCAGCUCAACCAAAGCAAGUGGCUCAACCCGCACCAAUGAGACGACCGGUUCACUCCGCAGUGGCAGCAACUCCAGCCCGCCAACCCGCUCCUCGAACUGCUCCAUCAGACAAAUCAUAUCUGGAGCGUCCAUCACCAUUCGAACGAUGGGAUUGCUGUGGGCAGCAGCACUACAUUGUCCAAUGCGAGCUCUUUAGGACAAUGACACCGAACCAACGCGUUCAAUGCGUGGGUGAUCAGCGCCUCUGCUUCAAUUGCCUAGGCAGGCACAACGUCAGGUCGUGCAAGUCGACUCAAACCUGCAAGCAGUGCUGGUUCCAGCAUCACGCGAUGCUGCAUGAUGGUGGGGACCUCGGUGCAGCCGUCAAGCCACCAGAUCACAGAACGCUCCUCGCAACCGCUCAAGCUCUUCUCACCACUCCAACGUCAAAUCACAACAUCCGCAUCUUAAUAGAUCCAGGUUCCGAAAUCUCAUUUAUCUCCGAAGAAAUCACCAGCCUGCUCAACCUGCGGAGAAGCCGAUCAUCCAUCACAAUAAUUGGUGUUGGUGGAACAAAAUCAACUGAAACUCGCGGUGUGGUGGAUAUCGCACUGCAGUCAACACACUCACAACAGACCAUCUCAAUGCAGGCUCACGUGCUCCCAGCCGUAUCGACAAUCCUGCCAUCGUUCUCAAUGAGAACUCCAGAUUGGUCUCACAUUAGAAAAUUGAGGUUGGCGGACAAUGAGUUCUUGACACCACGACCAGUCGAGGUAAUCAUUGGAGCGGAUUUCUACGGAAGGAUCAUCAAGCCAAAUAUCAUCAAGGGCUCACCAACAACAUCAGUUGCUCAACUUUCCAUUUUCGGAUGGCUCGUCAUUGGCCCAGUCAAUGAAUCUUCUACAAAGACUAAUUAUUCACACUUUGCAGUUGCUCACGAUGACCAGAGCAAUCUGCAAGAGCUGCUCACAAAAUUCUGGGUUCAAGAGGAGUCACCGAUGGACGUUCCAAGCACGCUCACACCGGAGGAAGAAGAAUGCGAAAUACAUUUCUGUGCAACUCACUCUCGUGACAGCACAGGAAGGUACAUCGUUCGCAUUCCACUCAAGGCACCAGCAUCACUUCUAGGCAAUUCACACAAGAUUGCUCAAAGAUGUCUUCAAAGCAGCUUGCGCCGACUCUCCAAGGAUUCAACAUACAACCAGCUCUACGUCGAGUUCAUGAAAGAGUACGAGGAAUUAGGAUACAUGGUAAAGGCUCCAGAUCAUCAACGGAUCACACCAAGAGAGACUGAGAACGUUGAACCUGAUGGGGAGAUGACCUUGGCACAUGAUGCUUCGGCAUCAGGAGGGUUGAGGGUCUCUUCUGACGGUUCGACACCUCAGUUCUCUGCUCAUCAUCAACCAUACUAUUUGCCUCACCAUGGAGUUCUACGUCUCGACAGUUCAACAGCGAAGCUCAGGGUUGUAUUUAAUGGAUCAAAAGCGACGACAUCAGGCAAAUCAGUCAACGAUUUAAUGCAUACUGGUGCUAAUUUGCUCUUAAAUGUUACAGAUGUUCUAAUUUGGUUUCGCCAUUAUCACCACAUUUUUGCCACAGAUAUCACAAAAAUGUAUCGCCAGGUAGCAGUUCACAAGGAUGAUUGGGAUCUCCAGCGAAUUCUUUGGAUCGAUGAAGACCAGAAUGUCAUUCCUUACCAGCUCACAACUGUCACGUAUGGCACAAAGGCAGCUCCCUUCUUGGCGACAUGA